AUGGGGCUUCUCAGCACCUUCUUGGCCUUCUUUCAAUCGCACUUUUUCCUCACGCUCCCAGUCCCUAGAAAAUCUUUUGCCGGCCAGACAAUCAUCGUGACGGGUUCCAAUACAGGCUUGGGACUUGAAGCAGCACGUCACCUCGUGCGCCUAGAGGCUGCCAAGGUCAUCCUCGCGGUCCGCAGCAUCGAAAAGGGCAAUGUCGCCAAAGCCUCAAUUGAAGCCUCGAGCGGUCGCAAAGGGGUUGUCGAAGUUUGGGAGUUAGAUCUCGCACAGUAUGCAUCGGUCAAGGCCUUUGCCGACAGGGUCAACACCACGCUCGAGCGCCUUGAUGUUGUGGUCGAGAACGCCGGGGUUUUGACGCAGAAAUGGAGCAUGGCUGAGGACAAUGAAACCACCAUUACGGUCAACGUGGUCAGCACCUUUUUGCUGGCCCUGCUGUUGCUGCCAAAACUGAGAGAGACGUCGACCCGCUUCCUCAAGGAUGUUGUCCUGACAUUCACGGGGAGUUUUGUCCACUGGAUCACCUUGUUUCCAGAGAGGAAGGCGGAUCGCAUCUUGGAAGAGACUGCAAAGAAAGAAAAGGCAAGGCUCUGGGACAGAUAUAAUGUUUCAAAACUCAUGGAGACACUCAUCUUUCGUGAGUUCUCACAGAAGGUCUCAGCAUCCCCCAAGCCAGGGAGCAUCGUCACUUCCAUAUUAAACCCCGGAGUCGUGGUCACAGAUCUGAAUCGAGAGGUCCAACGCGGCAUUCUGGGUAUCCCUCGCCGUAUCUUUAUGCGUGUAAUAGGUCGCACCCCCGAAGAAGGAAGCCGGACGCUUGUUCACGCAGCAGAAGGUUCACCACAGACAAAUGGCCAAUACCUGGAUGACUGCCGAGCUGGAGAGUAA
This is a messenger RNA of Pestalotiopsis fici W106-1, 891 nucleotides long. RefSeq lists its product as uncharacterized. The record is from RefSeq and is a predicted model, not a curated record. NCBI's taxonomy places the organism in Eukaryota, Fungi, Ascomycota, Sordariomycetes, Amphisphaeriales, Sporocadaceae. The coding region runs from base 1 to 891 and encodes 296 amino acids. The transcript is spliced from 3 exons.